AUGGCAUCGGACGCUUCCGCCUUUACCGCGAUUGACCCCCCGCCCGCAACGCGCGCAGAGGCGACCCCUCCUGCUAUCAUCCCUUCAGACGACGCUGCUAUCAGAUUGCUCAAACGGCCUCGUUCAACGUCACCUUCAUCGCCGCGCUCUCUCGUCGCGCAGUCGCAGGGACUCCUGGGACUUGGAUCACCGGCCAAGUCUGCCCGUUUGGCACUCGCGUCGAGUAUUUCUCCGACGCCUUUGACCGCGGCAGCUGCCCUCGAAGACGAGCGCCGGCGACGCGAAGUUGACGAUCACGACGACGGGACACGAGCCCCAGCACCCACGAGCGACAAUCCUAGCCACCGAGUUCUAACUUCCCUCAUGUCUGGAGCGGUUCAGGCUAUGAGCCGCCCUGCUGACGCGCCUCAGCUAGCACCAACAGCUACCAUGGACCCAUCUCCAAAGCCUACAAACCCCGUGUCGCUGGCGCAAACCGCGACAAGUCAGGUUGAAGAGCAUGGCGCACCAAGUCCACAGAGCACCAACAGCCUUGUUGGGGUCCCUGUUACCGAAAGCCCGACUCCAAUGGAAGUGGACGUACCCAAAGUUGAUCAGCAGCAGCAUCACCAGUCGUUACAGCAAGUAGUCGGGCAGGAAGAGAGACAUCAGCCUGGAUCCCUAUCUUACCCUGGUUCUCUUCAGGCUACGGGCAACCUGACAGAAACCCCAACUCGAGGCAUGAGCUUUCCGAUGCCUACCCCAGGCCAGACAUCUCCUACAUCAUCUGGGUCAAAGAAGCACAAAUGUCCUUACUGCAAUACUGAAUUCACACGCCACCACAACCUCAAGAGCCAUUUGUUGACGCAUAGCCAAGAGAAACCUUACGUUUGCACGGAAUGCCAGAUGCGUUUCCGUCGCCUGCACGACCUCAAGCGUCACGGUAAACUGCACACUGGUGAGAAGCCCCACGUUUGCCCCAAGUGUGACCGAAAAUUCGCUCGCGGCGAUGCGCUCGCUCGUCACUCUAAGGGCGCUGGUGGCUGUGCUGGGCGGCGAUCCAGCAUGGGUAGUUUCGUCGAUGACAACGAUAUUGAGACCAGUCUUGGCGAAGCUGAUGAAUCGGCCAUGUCUGGACUUGCGUACGAUAACGCUGAGGAAGAUGAAUUGAGACGUCAAAGUUUACCAAGCAUCACCGCCCAGCAUGUUGCAGGAGCACAAGUUGAUGGCUACAACACCCAUGCUCGGACAUAUCCACCACCUGGUGCUCGACCUGGGACUGGGGGACUUUAUCCCCCCAAUGUCAACCAAAAUCAGGCAAAUUCCAACCCUUCUCAGUCUGUCGCCAACAACAUUGCAGGGCACAAUUCUACCGCGGGAAUCGCAUCCGUUGCGGCCGCCAAUGCGAACAUGUAUUCCCAGACUGGUAUUACAGAGUCUCCAAAACCCUUGAGCCCUGGGGUGCAAGGACAUGACUCCAAUAAUUUGGCGCGCCAGCGCUCUCCUAGUUUGACCCAGCAGCUGCAGCAGGCGCAGUUUGGACGUCGAGCAUCGGAUUUACAGUCACCGCAUAACUCGCAGCCCCGACCCAAGCUUCCCGGUUUGUCGCAUCCUGAGUUCGCGGCGCCUGGGUCAACCGGCUUCUCUCACACCCGGAGCGGCAGUGGCGCGCAGUCUAUCAACGACAGCGGAAACAUGUUUGCUCAGAGUGAUCCGAGUGUGUGGGCGUAUGUUCAGGCGCUAGAGGAGAAAGUCAAGGCGCUUACAGAUAAGGUUUCGACUUUGGACCAUGUCGUUGCAGACUUGAAACAACAGAUGGAAACACGCGAUGCCGCCGCGGCGGCCGUCGCCAAAGUAUAA
Molecule: messenger RNA, 1839 nt
Organism: Fusarium musae
Lineage: Eukaryota; Fungi; Ascomycota; Sordariomycetes; Hypocreales; Nectriaceae
Exons: 1
Coding region: 1-1839 (612 amino acids)
Biological process (GO): regulation of transcription by RNA polymerase II
Molecular function (GO): DNA-binding transcription factor activity, RNA polymerase II-specific; RNA polymerase II cis-regulatory region sequence-specific DNA binding
Source: RefSeq, a predicted model, not a curated record